Messenger RNA from Arctia plantaginis, 753 nucleotides. Lineage: Eukaryota; Metazoa; Arthropoda; Insecta; Lepidoptera; Erebidae. The record is from the annotation of a GenBank genome assembly.
AUGACGAAGUUGAUACAACAGUUAAAUUUUAGUAGUAGUAUUAAUAACUACGCUUAUUACUACGAUGUUGAUGGUAUUGAGUCCAACAUUCUCGAAGAAAAGAACUAUUUUGGCGAUGGCGCUGUUUCUCGCUGUGCCUGGGCGCCGGGCCUCUGUGGUGGUCCUGAUAGCCCUGCUCACGGCUCGGCACCGCCCGGAGGGGUGAAUGGCGGGGCUGCGAGCCCCGCAACUCCAUCAACACCCACCCACGACGACAACAACCGUGACUUGUUGAGCGCCCUACUAUGGGCCAGCGCCAGUUCUUUGGCGAGCAGCGCGGAGAGUCUGGUCACCGAACCGUCAUCACCAACGCAAACGCACCCUGAACUACAACACCAGAGGCGUGAAGCGGUGAUCAGUAAGAUCUUGGACCGAAAGGACCGUCAACCAGUGAAGAUCGACUUCAAAAUAUAUCUAACUGAGAAUACAGUCACUCGCUGGGAAGCGGUCUUGCAAGGCGGCACCAUCUAUCUGCGCAUGCCGGGAGUACUGCAGUCGGGCAGCAAGGAGAGCUUCAUGCUUCUGCUGGACUUCGCAGAGGAACGUCUUGGCUGCACCAAUUGCAUUAUCUGCGUCUUGAAGUCCCGCCCAGAUCGCGCAACACUUCUCCGAACUUUUAUGUUCAUGGGAUUCCAACUUCUCCCACCCAACUCGCCUCUCAUGCCGCAAGAAAUCACCAACCCAGAGUACAUAUUCUUGCACUACAACAUGUAG